AUGGCGGCUGUGCGGUGGAAGCUGCUUCGGUUCUUCGCGGCAUUGGUCGGUCUAUGCCAUGCUCAGACCGAUGCUAUCACACCAUGGACAGAUGUCUGCACCUCCGAGGAUUUCGUCAACUACCGAUCCCAGCUGUGCCCCGUGACCUUCGUGGUGUCCACGCUGGCCUUCAACCCGUUGUAUCCCGGGGCAAUUUCGGACAUCACCAUCCUUCUGCAGCCUUCUGAAGACCUGCCGAGCAGCAUCCAGAGGACGCAGUACAUAGACAUCAAUCUAGCUGGCUUUGAAGCGAUAGGCACCACAAACGUAGCGAACGCGAUCUUGCGGGACUUGCAAAUCACUGCCGGCAACACGGUACCUUUGGGUUUUGACCCGCUUUUUGGCUACAAUACCCAAACCAACCCGCUGUUCACCGAGCCUGCCUUGUACAAUCUCAGAACUCGCCUUUUGAGACUUACGGUGAGGAGCGGACAGUCGAUGCUGGCAAACAGAGACACGGAGAUCACGAUUUGUUGUAUGAGACUGCCAAGCGCAUCUCCAAAGGACUUCCCCGGCUACACCAUUUCGGGUCCUACGUCCCUGGACCAAGUGACCACUAUCGUAGAGGAGCCGAUCCUGAACACCCCAGAGAUUGACCCAGGGCUGCAGUGGGAGUUCCUGCGUGUGUCGUUUGACCCUCCCAUCUCGCGGCACGUGACAGUUAUUCACCUCACACUGCGGCCAGCAAACUCGCUGACGGACCGUGCGCGGAUCAUUCUGAGCAUGCCAACGGUUGAGCGGGUGAACAAUGUGAGCGGCUCGGUGUCGUUCAACACGGCCAGCAGCGUCGAUGGGGCGGACUGGAUGUUUUUUGAAUCCGCUGCCCUGUGGGACCACCUGCAGGGGAGGCUCACCUUCUUCUUGCGCGCCGGCAAGGUCUUGGCCGCAGGCCGCCAGGUGACGCUUUCCACGGAGCCUGGGGAGUUUCAGCUUCCCAUUGAGCUUCCUGCAGAUAGCGACACGCUCACGGUGUCAGCACGCUCCUUCGACGACAUCGACGAGGUUGUGCGGGAGACACCUGUGACACAGUCCAGCGCAGUUCCCCACGUGCGCAACUUCACCUUCACACGGCUGGCCUACACCAACAACGUUCCCAAUCAGCAAAGCAAUGUCAUGUUCCACUUCAUGACCAACAGACCUCUGUUCGCUGGGUCGGUGAUUUUUCUUCGCUUGUCCGGCUUCACAGCCCAACGUGUCGAAGUGCCUCUGAAGGGGACCUCGAAGGCUCAUUUCCGUGACGAGAGCGCGUACUUCAAGCUGCCGGAGAAUAUCCUCGAGCUUCACAUCGCCAGAACCAUCUACUCAGACGAGUACUUGUUUGAGAUGGAAUUCGUGGAGCUGAUUCUUCCACCUGCUCUUUACGCCAACGACAGCUCAUUGCUGGCAUGGAAUUCAGAUCCAGGGGCUCCACCGCAGCCAGUGGAUGACUCGCCUAUGGUGGGUGCUGGCUACAAGACCUUCAAGAGGUCCCAGUUGGUCUUCUUACCACUGGAGCCCAGGCUGCCUGCAAACAUCAGCUUUACGCUGGAGCCGUCUAUCUCAUUCUAUCAGGGCGACAGCAUCGUGAUCCAUAUGUACGGAUUUGCGUGUACCUCUAGCGUCAUCCCGCUGCUCGGCCCAGAUGCAUACCGGGUGCAAGACCAAGCGGCAUCCUGGACGCAGCAGGACAGCAUGCUGGUCUUUACCACGGCUGCGAAUGAGAUCAUUAGCAAUGCUGCUCCCUUCCGGGUGAGCAUUGGCAGGGAAACCAACUUCCGGCUACCUGACAAGUUGAGUGAGAACGAUGGCAUCCUGCGCAUUGAAGGCAGGGGUGCCCUCAUUGACUUGGAGCCAGUGAAGAAGAUCCCGAAGAUCGGAGAGGACAAGUACGUCAUCGAGUCGCGGGUGGAGUUCGACCCGGAAGAUGUGUCCGUGAAUGCUUUCACUCGGAUCAGCUUUUCGAUGGUGCUGAACACAGAUGUGCUCCCCAAUUCGACGAUUUACAUCAAGCUUGGCGGUCUUAUUCGAGACCCUGGCCGGCAAAACUUGGUCGGUGUGCAGGGAGCCGCUCGUUCCGGCACCAUCAAGAUCUCGGGCGCCAAUGGGCCUCUCUUUCGUGGAGAGGUGGGAUAUUGGGACCAGGAUUUGGUGCUGCUCACGGUGCAGAUGAUCUCCACCGUGCAGAUCUACGCCGGCGAGCGGGUGCGCUUCUUCAUCGAGAGGGAUCAGGACUUCAAGCUGCCCUUCUCCGCAUACCCCAAUGAUCCAUCCUUCAGAUUGGCUGUGCCAGAGGCUGGCAUCCCCGAGCGGCCCUUCAAGUUCUCCACACGAGUCAGCCAGCAGGGGAAGCAAUUUGCCGUGUCCGAGAUCUUUUAUGGAUCUCGAGGUGCAGUGGCAUAUCCCAACACUGUGGUCGAGUUCAACUUCAGGUUUCAGCCAAACGUGAACUUGCCAGCUGGCACCACUGUCAGGCUGUCGCUGCCCGGCUUCACCUGCCCAUUCACCAGCGUUCCCAUUGGGACGCAGGAAGUGCCAGUGCUGAAUGAAAAGGACUUGAGUGAUUUUAUCCGCUUCGGUCAGUGGGAUCAACUGUCAAACACGUUCGAUCUGGUGGUGCCGGUGGGGCAAUCCAUCUAUCGGCAACUCAUCACGGUGCUGCGCAUCAUGGAGUCGGGGGGCUUCCGGUUGCCCAGCACCCCGCUGCUGCCGGACGACAUGCGCCUCACCAUCCAAGCAAUUGGGAAUGUUGUGAUCUUUGAGGAGCCCAUCAAGACGUCCCCGAGAGUGGUUGAUCGAUCCUUCCAGGUCUCUGAGUUCGUGUAUUCGCCACCUCAGAAGGACAGCAUCUUUCAGCUGCGGAUGAUCCUGCAACCAACGGUCAACAUCACCGAGGACAACGACAUCAUCAUCUUCCUGCGAGGGCCUUGGGCUGCCAUUCAAAGGGCUGAGGUUGCACUCAGCUGCACGGCGCUGAGCGCCAUGUGGCCAUGCCCGGGCAGACAACUGGAGGUGAGCCGCAGGGCCGACAAGGACUUCAAGCAGAAGUUCCUCCGCCGCUCCGAAUUUGAUCCCCUUUCCCUACAGGACUUCAGGCGUGAAGCGCUGAUCCAAUACUCCAACACCAACCAGUCCGAACCCUUGCGCAUCCUCAUCUAUUUCUUCCUCACCAUUUGCGGCCUGAUUUCUCCGGCCUUCGCUCCCAGCAACGUGCCUUGGUGGUACUUCGCACUGGCCAUAGGCCUGACACUGGGUUUCGGCCUCCUCUUCCUGCGGGAGCGGGAGAAGCGCACGGCGCAGCUGGUGCGGUUGGAGCGGGAGUAUGCCAUCGGGGACCUGACGCUGGAGUUUUGGAAUGUCACUGCGCCCAAGACCUGCCAACUGCAGGCCCUGCGCUCCGAGAAGCGCCUGGUGGCGCUGUACGGCAGCUUUCAGCAGGUAACGCGGGCCUUGCACAGCGCUCUGCCCUACCGGAGGCGAUUUGAGCAGAGCGACGUGCUGAUUCUCCCAGUGUGCUCCUCCCUGGAAGGAUCUGAAGAGGCGGCCUUCGGCGCCUUCGGCACCGAGACUUUGCUGCGCCAGGCGCGGCCCUGGCUGGCGAAGGCGCGGAAGCUCAGACGCUGGAGGAGCUACUUUGAGAGCCUGCUCGAGAGCAAGGACCAGCGCUCGGAGAGCGGCCUUUGGGUGGGUCUGAAUCUCCGGGGCCGGGUCUUCGGCAGCGACUUCGGGGCCCCGGUCUGGGACGAGCUGCUGGCGGCGACGCCGCCCGCCGCGCCGCUGAGCUCCACGGAGCCGCGCUGCAGCUGGGCCGAGGGUCUGGAGGCGGAGCAGGAGCGCUUCUACCAGAGUCUAUGCGAGGGCGAUGAGGCUGCAGUGAGAGCCAUGUUUGAUGCUUGGCUCGGCUUAGCUGCAGACUCUUUCACUAUGGACAUUUCCUGUACGUCCAAGGCGAAGAUUGACGAUGCCGAGCUCAGCAGCGUCCUGCAGGUGGAUGGGCAGCGCAGCAAUUUGAGCACCUGGGAUGUGGUCCUGUCACUACAAAACCGACCCCAGUUGCGCACUGCCAGCAGUGACUGCGUGAUUUCGGACAAGACAGCCAUUACCACCUGUAUCGAAUUUCCAGUCCUGGGCCCCACGCUGUUGGCCACUCAGACGUGGACGCGCGACGGCGACAUCUGGCGGCUCUUGAGCCAUCGGAGCAUCCCCUACGCCACGCAGACGGAGGCGCGGGUGGCUCUGCGCUGCGACCACCGGGGCUGCAUCGCCUUUGGGAAGCAGCUGGACGCCAUGCGCUGA
Effrenium voratum is the source of this 4311-nucleotide messenger RNA. Lineage: Eukaryota; Dinophyceae; Suessiales; Symbiodiniaceae. The record is from the annotation of a GenBank genome assembly.